GUAGUGGGGGAAAAGGAAGUUCCGCGCAGGCGCACAUCAUUCUUCGGAAUAAAGAAUACACCAGAAUUGUGCAGUCGAGACGACACUUCUGUGUCCGUUUCAAAUAUAUUACUACUGGUAUGUAAUAGCACGUUAUAAUAUCGAAAGAACAUGUCAUAACAGGCUAGGUAACAAAUACGUCAAGUUAUUAUGACGUUUUGAUAAAGGUUUUAUGUGCUAUUUUUAUGUCAAACCGCAUGAGUGAACGUGAUUACUUUUUUUUACAAGUCACGUAGAGACUUUGGUUUAGUCUGAGUGGAUGUUUAUCAUUUCGUCAAGGUCAUUUCAUAAAGGAUAAUUUUUUUUAGAUUUCCGGGUUCGUUUUACAUGUCAUUUUUGGUUUUGUGUAAAAUUCACGAGCUGGUAAAAUGGCGGAUCCCACUCGGUCUGCAUCGACGUACUUCAGUGUAGGCACUGAGGGUGCAACAGAAAGACAAUUUUGUGGUUGCACUACUGUUUUGGAGCUAAAUGUAAUUAUUAUCAAUUUUUUUACACGUGUAUUUACAGUUGUGUAGCCUAAUUUUAAAGUGUAUAAUUUGUCUAAUAUUUAUUAAUUCAUGUUUUGUCAAUGCUUAGUUACCAGAUCUAUUGAAAUGAGAUCAGUGCUCGACUUGGACAGGAGCUCACUGGAGCUGAGUACCGUCACCUCAAAUUUCUAGUGUUUGAGCUCAUGUUCCUCUUAUAAAAUAUUAGCUCAACAGUAUUGUGGAGCUCCUGCAGCUAAAUAUCAACAUUAACGGCACCUAUUUCAGUUCAAGUCAAGCACUGAAUUAGAUAAUUGAACAGGAUAAAAUGAAAAAUGACAGUGGAGCCCAGUUUGCUCUGCAGGAUCCAGAGAUGGCAUCAGUGAAGCUGGAAGACUGCAGUCAAACACUGGAGCUGAAUGUCAACAUUAAAGAUGACGAAGAGGAAGAGAAGAUUGGGAAAUCUGUUUCUCAUGGAGACCACGUUGAGACAUUCUCUACAUCCAGAGAGCAACAGAGGGAAGAUCACAGAGCUAACAGGUCUCACCACUGCCCACAUUGUGAGGAGAUUUUCCCAAUUCUAUCAAAGCUAAAAAUACACCAAAAAAUACACACAGGACAGAAUCCGUAUUCCUGUACUGACUGUGGGAAGAGAUUCACAACAUCAGGGAAUCUGACGGUUCAUCAGAGAGUGCACACUGGAGAGAAGCCUUACUCCUGCUCUGACUGUGGGGCGAGUUUCUCUCGACUGGGCCACUUAAAAACACAUGAACAUAUACAUACAGGAGUGAAGCCUUACUUCUGCUCUGAUUGUGUAAAAUGCUUCACAACAUCAGCUGAGCUAAAAGUUCACCAGAGAACACACACAGGAGAGAAGCCUUUCUUCUGCUCUGACUGUGGAAAGAGUUUCUCUCAACUUUCCCACUUAAAAACACAUGAACUUAUACAUACAGGAUUGAAGCCUUACUCCUGCUCUGACUGUGUAAAAUGCUUCACAACAUCAGCUGAGCUAAAAGUUCAUCAGAGAACACACACAGGAGAGAAGCCUUUCUUCUGCACUGACUGUGGAAAGAGUUACUCUGUACUGUGCAACUUAAAAACACAUGAACGUAUACAUACAGGAGUGAAGCCUUACUCCUGCUCUGACUGUGGAAAGAGUUUCUCUCGACUGGACAUCUUAAAAACACAUGAAAGUAUACAUACAGGAGUGAAGCCUUACUCCUGCUCUGACUGUAUAAAAUGCUUCACAACAACAGCUGAGCUAAAAGUUCACCAGAGAACACACACUGGAGAGAAACCUUACUCCUGCUCUGACUGUGGAAAGAGUUUCCCUCUACUGAGAACCUUAAAAACACAUGAACAUAUACAUACGGUAGUGAAGCCUUAUUCCUGCUCUAAUUGUGGAAAGAGUUUUUCUCAACUGGGCCACUUGAAAACACAUGAACGUAUACAUACAGGGGAGAAGCCCUACUCCUGCUGUGACUGUGUAAAAUGCUUCAAAACAUCAGCUGAGCUAAAAGUUCAUCAAAGAACACACACAUCAGAGAAGCCUUGCUCCUGCUCUGACUGUGGGAAGAGUUUUUCUCGACUGGACCUCUUAAAAACACAUGAACGUAGACAUACAGGAGUGAAGCCUUACUCCUGCUGUGACUGUGUAAAAUGCUUCAAAACAUCAGCUGAGCUAAAAGUUCAUCAGAGAACACACACAGGAGAGAAGCCUUACUCCUGCUUUGACUGUGGAAAGAUUUUCUCUCAACUGGGCCACUUAAAAACACAUGAACGUAUACAUACAGGAGUGAAGCCUUACUCCUGCUCUGACUGUAUAAAAUACUUCACAACAUCAGCUGAGCUAAAAGUUCAUCAGAGAACACACACAGGAGAGAAGCCUUACUCCUGCUCUGACUGUUGAAAGAGUUUCUCUGGAAUGUGUCAGUUAAAAAGA
Oncorhynchus mykiss (rainbow trout) is the source of this 2445-nucleotide messenger RNA. RefSeq lists its product as uncharacterized. Gene Ontology annotation, molecular function: DNA-binding transcription factor activity, RNA polymerase II-specific; RNA polymerase II transcription regulatory region sequence-specific DNA binding. The record is from RefSeq and is a predicted model, not a curated record. Gene Ontology annotation, biological process: regulation of transcription by RNA polymerase II; embryo development. Gene Ontology annotation, cellular component: nucleus. NCBI's taxonomy places the organism in Eukaryota, Metazoa, Chordata, Actinopteri, Salmoniformes, Salmonidae.